Dunckerocampus dactyliophorus (ringed pipefish) is the source of this 2974-nucleotide messenger RNA. RefSeq names its product enhancer of mRNA decapping 3 homolog (S. cerevisiae) (gene edc3). The coding region runs from base 164 to 1597 and encodes 477 amino acids. Gene Ontology annotation, biological process: P-body assembly; deadenylation-independent decapping of nuclear-transcribed mRNA. The transcript has 7 exons. Gene Ontology annotation, cellular component: P-body. Lineage: Eukaryota; Metazoa; Chordata; Actinopteri; Syngnathiformes; Syngnathidae. Gene Ontology annotation, molecular function: mRNA binding. The record is from RefSeq and is a predicted model, not a curated record.
CCACCAGAUGCUAGCAGCAGCAGCAGGAGCAUUAUCUGGCCAUUGGAGAAGCGAAGGAAGCUUACAACUUGAAAGCGACAACUCAUUUAAUUCAGCACUUGACUGUGUAGUUUCCUGGUGUGUUUUCGUGAUAAGAACAUCAUUGGUGUAAAUCUGGAAAGGCAUGGCUGCGGAUUGGCUGGGUAGUUUGGUGUCAAUAAAUUGUGGACCGACACUAGGCGUCUAUCAGGGAGAGGUAUCAUCAGUGGACCAGUCCUGUCAAACGAUAUCUCUUCGACAACCUUUUCACAAUGGCGUCAAGUGCCCGGUUCCAGAGGUCACAUUCAGUGCCAUUGACAUAAAGGAGCUAAAGAUCUUGGAUAUCAGAAAUGGAAGUACUCAGAACAGCUUUCUAGUGUCGACCAGCGCAAAUAGUACCCCAGUUGCAGUUCCAAAAGGUGACCCUAGAACUGUAGAUGCUGUGAACUCUCCACAACACUUUUCAAAAAGCUAUGGAGAACGCCACCUGGAUGUCCCUAAGGGCUUUAGACGAAGACACAACUCGUGGUCAUCUAGCAGUCGAACUGCAAACCAAGUCACCCCCAAGAAGAACGGGGUGAAAAACGGUAGCAGUCAGAUGAAGCAACGGGACGAUGAGUGUUUUGGUGAUGGAAUGGACGGUGGCCUGGACGCAGACUUUGAUUUUGAAGGAAACUUGGCCCUCUUUGACAAGGCGGCAAUUUUUUCAGAGAUUGACACGUCAGAGCGUCGUAAUGGGGUGAGAUCACGAGGUACACCUCAGGAGCAAACACCCUCACGGUACCGCCACGAUGAGAACAUUCUAGAGGGCAAACCUGUAGUGUACAGGCAGAUCACAGUACCACAGCCUGGGGCCAAAGAAUACUGCACUGACUCUGGACUUGUUGUACCCUGUUUAUCAUAUGAUCUGCACAAGCGUCUGCUGUUAGUCGCGGAGCGUCAUGGCCUCACUUUGGAGCGACGACUUGAGAUGACUGGGGUGUGUGCUAGUCAGAUGGCCCUCACGUUGCUGGGUGGGCCAAACAGAUUCACUCCAAAAAAUUUACACCAACGUCCCACUGUGGCACUGCUGUGUGGCCCACAUGUUCAGGGUGCUCAGGGCAUUAGUUGUGGUCGUCACCUGGCCAACCACGAAGUUGAGGUCAUCCUGUUCCUUCCUAACUUUGUCAAGAUGGUAGACUCGGUCACCAGCGAGCUGACGCUCUUCAAUAAGACGGGUGGGAAACAAGUAUCAAAUAUCAAAGACCUGCCAGACACCCCAGUGGAUCUUAUCAUCAACUGCCUGGACUGCCAUGAGAACACAUUCCUGAUGGAUCAGCCUUGGUACAGAGCCGCUGCAGACUGGGCUAAUCAGAACCGUGCACCAGUACUCAGCAUAGACCCUCCUGUUAGUGGACGGGGACCGGCAGUGGAGGCCAAAUGGUCCCUCUCCCUUUGCCUCCCCCUUCACUUAGCAGAGGGGGCUGGCAGGGUUUACCUGUGCGACAUAGGUAUCCCCCGUCAGGUCUUCCAAGAAGUGGGAAUCAAGUACCAUUCUCCUUUUGGGUGCAAAUUCGUCAUCCCUCUGCACUCAGCGUAAUGGGACUGAUGGUUGAACCUUUUACCACCCUGGACAGCGACAAAGCCUUCACCGUUUAUCUAUGAAGUUACUGACAUUUCACCACGUGAAUGUGACUUCUCCCUGCAUUAGUUCUUCUGGACUACAUGCUUGUUAAAUGGGGAGAGGACAGCUUUCUCUUUUGAAAAAAACCUCAUUAGCACCGCUCACUAUAAGUUGCAGUAAACACAUAGAUAAUGUAUCUAUAUAGUGCUUGAGAUAAAGAGGUUCUUCGAAUCUACAAUUUAAAUGACUUGGUUAUCUAAUGUACUGUAGAGUUAAAUUGGGUUUAUAUAAUCUCAGAUUUGAAAAUUGUGACACGAACGGCAUUCAACAAUUGGCCUUUCAUGAAAAACAUUUCAUGAAAGUGGGGCAGCUAAUGGUGUAUAAUGACGACAAUAAUACAAGUCUACAUACAUUGUGACCAGUUUUCUUUCCAUGGUGUGUCAGAUUGUGAUGAUACAGCAUGCAUAAUCUCUCGCUCUUGUAAUUUCUUAGGGUUUUUUUUUGUUAUAUAUUUUCUGAAGUACCUUGACUGUUUCAUUCAGUGCAUUAUUUUCCUACAAUUAGAUUGUUUGGUAGGCUUCCAUUCAUAUCAAAGUAGAUUCAGUGGCAGCUUGUCAUUAAAUGGCUAAAGUUUACAAAACGCAUUUCUAAAGUUUCAAACCCGAUUUUAUUGUAAGAGAAGUUGAGAUGUACAAUUGAACAAUCACCAAGAUGCAACCUACUUUGAUAUUAGGUGUUAUUGCCUCCGUGUGGCGGGAGAAGACCUUUUCACCCUGAAGCCAGAGCUCGUACUGCAAAAAAGAAAGUCACGUCCUGUUUGGGCCACAAAACAGGCUCAUUCUUUUAGAGAGACUGCUUGUUAUAAUACAUAUCGAACUGUGUCUUGUGCACAUGAGCACUUCCAUUCCAAUUUUCCCAAAAAAACAAAGACAAGUUUGUGUGAUAAAAGUUGUAGAUUUAUAACACUGGUUGUUGUAAACAGGACAGUCGACAAGACUCACAAAGUGUACGUUGUGUGGGGCUGCCGCACAAUGUAGCUUAAAGCUAAUUUGUUUCUGUGGGUGAUGAGUUGAAUUCAUGACAAGUCAGUGAUGAUGAUUUGGGCUAUUGUUUCUCAAUAUUUAUUAACAAUGCCAUUACUGAAAGAAAUGUUGCAUACUUCCAGUUAAUUACCCAUAUUUUAUAAGUGUUAUUUUGUAUGUUUAUUGUUAAGCGUUGGUAACAUUGUAAGGAAGGAAAAACGUUUCUUUCAUACUGUUGCUAAGGUUUUUAUUGACAUCUACAUGUCGGUAAUAUUUCUGCAGCAUAUAUACAGACCCUUUCCAAAAAAUUAGAAUGUCAUGGAAAAGUUGU